This is a messenger RNA of Trametes versicolor FP-101664 SS1, 1079 nucleotides long. Its product is annotated as N-terminal nucleophile aminohydrolase. The record is from RefSeq and is a predicted model, not a curated record. Gene Ontology annotation, cellular component: proteasome core complex; cytosol; proteasome core complex, alpha-subunit complex. Gene Ontology annotation, biological process: ubiquitin-dependent protein catabolic process. The coding region runs from base 43 to 849 and encodes 268 amino acids. The transcript has 8 exons. Lineage: Eukaryota; Fungi; Basidiomycota; Agaricomycetes; Polyporales; Polyporaceae.
CCUCUCCCCCUCUCCUCUUCAUAACCUCCUACACUUUCCGCCAUGGCCAGACGUUACGAUAGCCGAACGACCAUCUUCUCGCCUGAGGGCCGAUUGUAUCAAAUCGAGUAUGCCAUGGAGGCGAUCUCGCACGCCGGUAUCGUCAUCGGCGUGCUCUCGAAGGACGGCGUCGUUCUCGCAGCGGAGAAGAAAGUCACGGGAAAGCUGCUCGACAUGUCCGGCGCGACGGGCGGAAGCUACGGCGGUAGUGGCGAGAAGAUCUUCCUCCUCAACUCAAAUGUCAUAUCAGGAGUGGCGGGAAUCACGGCGGACGCGAACUCGCUCGUGAACUACGCACGACAAGCGGCACAGAGGCACCUGUUCAGCUACAAUGAAGACAUCCCCGUAGAACUUCUUGCGCAGCGGCUAUGCGAUCUCAAGCAGGGCUACACACAAUACGGAGGUCUCCGGCCAUUCGGCGUCUCGUUGCUGUACGCCGGGUAUGACCCACAUUACCAGUUCCAGUUGUACCACUCCGACCCGUCCGGCAACUACUCCGGGUGGAAGGCGACGUGCAUUGGCGCGAACAACGGCACGGCGACGUCGCUGCUCAAGCAGGAUUACAAAGAGGACAUCUCGGUCGAGGACGCGAUCGAGCUCGUGCUUAAGGUUAUGAGCAAGACGAUGGACAGUACGACGCUCGGCAGCGAGAAACUGGAGUUUGCGACCCUCACGCUCGAUGCGAGCAAGCAGCCAAAGGCGAAGAUAUACAACCCCGCGGAAAUUGAUGCACUCCUGCAGAAGCACGGGCUCGGGAAGAAGGAAGAGGGGGAUGCAGCAGCGCCGGCACCGGGCGACCUCACUUUGUAGGAUUUGGCGGUUUGGCGGCGUCGGACUUCAACUGGCUUUCUAGUGUAUACAAUGCAACCACGACUUUUCGCUUUGUCCCCUCGCCAGAUAGUUUGGUGAAUAUGUACUGCAGUUUGGUGCUUUUUUCUGCGCUCGCCGCCUGAUUUAACGUGAAUGCUGUCACCCUGAGUGCCGGUCAGGGACCGCGAGCGCUUUCACACCACGAUCGUAAGGUUGCCCGACCGAAGUAC